CAACCACCUCGGUAGCCUGCUAGACAACAUAAAACCGAUAGAUUGACGCUUUACACCGUGUUUGUGUACAUUAGCUAAUCUCAGUGUUUUAAACGCAUUUCUGUUGACUUAUCAUCUGAUGACCUUUAACCUAAUGUUCUUGUUAAAUUUGACGUGUUAAAGAUUGAUACUGAGGUUAGCACGAGGCUAGUCGCUAAUGCUAACUAACUAGCUAACAUCCCUGAUCAUGAGUUCACUAAACUACUCCUCCCCUGCUGAAGAAGAGGUGGUCUGCUGGACGGAAAAAGAAGCUCUGGGACUGAACAUUGUCGUGGAAGAUGAGGGUGUUACAGUGAAAGAAGAGGAGGCUGUUGCAGUGAAAGAAGAGGAGGCUGUUACAGUGAAAGAAGAGGAGGCUGUUACAGUGAAAGAAGAGGAGGCUGUUAUAGUGAAAGAAGAGAAAGAACCUUUUAGAGAGGAAGAGGAUGCUAUCUCAAUAAAGGUGAAGGAGGAAGACGUUUUGGGAGUGAAAGAGGAGGAGACAGAAUAUCAGAUUAACACCAGAGAGAGACAUGACUAUGGUGGAUCCUCUGGGGAGCCUCAACAACAUCCUGAUGCUGACGAGGCAGAGAAGAGUCUCUCCAGAUCAGAACACCAGAUGGACAACGCUAGCCCUUUCAGCCUCCCGGAGUCCAUGUGUCGUGCCUCUCCUGGUAGCACCUUACUGCUGGGUAUGAAGAGGUUGUCUGUGCUGCUGGUGGACUGCAGGAAAACAACGGCGCUUAGUGGAACUGUGAAAGGAGGAGAAGAGAUGAAAGGAUCAGAUUUGAUUCAUCAAAGAGAAAGACCAGUCUCAGAGGAACCAGAGCCAGGGACGUCCAAACCAGCAAGAAGACACCAGUGCUCUUACUGUGGCAAGUGUUUUAAGCGGUUAGGGAACCUGAAACGGCACGGGCUAGUACACACAGGGGAGAAGCCAUACCACUGCUCCCAGUGUGGAAAGUGUUUCAGCCGAUCAGGGCAUCUGAAAAAACAUGAAAGAAUACACACAGGGGAGAAGCCUUUCUACUGCUCCCAGUGUGGCAAGCGUUUCAGCCAGUCAGGGCAUCUGAAAAACCAUGAGAGAAGACACACGGGGGAGAAGCCUUUCUACUGCUCCCAGUGUGGCAAGCGUUUCAGCCAGUCAGGGCAUCUGAAAAACCAUGAGAGAAGACACACAGGAGAGAAGCCUUACCACUGCUCCCAGUGUGGCAAGUGUUUCACCCAGUCAGGGGAUCUGAAAAAACAUGAAAGAAUACACACAGGGGAGAAGCCUUUCUACUGCUCCCAGUGUGGCAAGCGUUUCAGCCAGUCAAGGGAUCUGAAAAACCAUGAGAGAAGACACACAGGGGAGAAGCCUUUCUACUGCUCCCAGUGUGGCAAGCGUUUCAGCCAGUCAGGGGAUCUGAAAAACCAUGAGAGAAGACACACAGGGGAGAAGCCUUACCACUGCUCCCAGUGUGACAAGUGUUUCACCCAGUCAGGGGAUCUGAAAAAACAUGAAAGAAUACACACAGGGGAGAAGCCUUACCACUGCUCCCAGUGUGACAAGUGUUUCACCCAGUCAGGGGAUCUGAAAAAGCAUGAAAGAAUACACACAGGGGAGAAGCCUUACCACUGCUCCCAGUGUGGUAAGUGUUUUAACCGGUCAGGGAGCCUGAAACAACAUGAGAGAAUACACGCAGGAGAGAAGCCUUAACACUGCUCCCAGUGUGGAAGGAGUUUUAACCAGAAAAACAGCCUGAACCAACAUGAGAAAAUACACAGAGGUGAGAUGCAUUACCACUCCUCCCAGGGUGCAAAGCAUUUGCCCAUUUAGGAAGCUUGAAAGAGCAUGACACAGAAGAGAAAGCUUACAAAAGCUUAGACUUUGGGAAAACAUAUUACUCAUAACAAUCACUUAAACGUCAUUAGAGAAUCCACACAGGAGAGAGAAAUGACUUCUCUUAGCAUGUAUAUUGAUAUUUCACAUCUAAUUUUUCUUACAAUUCAUCAGAGAACAUACACAGUGCUCCCGUUGUCUUAUAUUGUUGCCUUAUAAUGUGUUUACCUGUUUUUACCAGAUGAAAUUGCUUCUUCCAAUUAUUGAUAAACAUGUACCUGUUAAGAAACUGACUGUUAGAUAUGUUAAGACUCCAUGGAUUGAUGAGGAAUUUAAAAACUGUAUGUUUGAAAGAGUUGUGGCAAAAGGAGUGGCUAAUAAGUCUGGCUGCACAUCUGGCUGGCUUACAUACUGCAAAUUGAGAAAAAUAAUCAACUUUAUUAUGAAGCCAAGAUCAAUGAUAUAAAGAAUGAUGGAAAAGGGAAGCCAAAUUAAUCCACUACCCAAGAGUGGUAAAGCGGCCUUUACAGCAGACCUGAUGGAAAAGGAAACAUAAUGAAAGAAAAGCAGUGCAAGUAUCGAAUUUUGUAAAGUUAGUGUGGGAGAGGUGGAAAAAUUGUUAUCGAUCAAUAAUGACAAACCUCCUGGCAUUGACAACUUAGAUGGAAAGCUACUGAGGACAGUAGCUGACUCUAUAGCUACUCCUAUCUCCUAUCAUAUUUUUUAUAUGAGCCGAGAGGAAGUUCUUUGUUCUCUUGCCUGGAGGGAAGCCAAAUUAAUCCACUACCCAAGAGUGGUAAAGCGGCCUUUACUGGUUCUAACAGCAGACCUAUAAGCUUGCUGCCAGCUCUUAGCAAACUGUUGGAAAAAAUUGUGUUUUACCAAAUGUUAUGCUAUUUCUCUGUAAACAAAUGAACAACAGACUUUCAGCAUGCUUAUAGAGAAGGGCACUCAACAUGUACUGCACUGACACAAAUGACUGAUGAUUGGUUGAGAGAAAUUGAUAACAAGAAGAUUGUGGGAGCUCUAUUGUUAGAUUUCAGUGCAGCCUUUGAUAUUAUUCACCAUAACCUGUUGUUUAAGAAUGUUUGUGCUAUGGCUUUUCAACCUCUGCCAUAAUGUGGAUUAAGAGUUAUCUAUCUAAUAGAACUGAGAGGGUUUUUAAUGGAAGCUUCUCUAAUGUCAAACAUAUGACACAUAUCACUAGCCACUUUAACUAUGCCACUUUGUUUACUUUGUCUACACACUCAUCUCAUAUGUAUAUACUGUACUCGAUACCAUCUACUGUAUGCUGCUCUGUACCAUCACUCAUUCAUAUAUCCUUAUGUACAUGUUCCUUAUCCCCUUACACUGUGUAUAAGACAGUAGUUUUGGAAUUGUUAGUUAGAUUACUUGUUGGUUAUCACUGCAUUGUCGGAACUAGUAGCACAAGCAUUUCGCUACACUCGCAUUUAACAUCUGCUAACCAUGUGUAUGUGACAAAUAAAAUUUGAUUUGAUUUGAUUUGAAAUGUGAUGUACCGCAGGGCAGCUCUCUAGGCCCUCUACUCUUUUCUAUUUUUACCAAUGGCCUGCCACUGGCAUUAAACAAAGCAUGUGUGUCCAUGUAUGCUGAUGAUUCAACUAUAUAAGCUACCAGCAACCACAGCUAAUGAAGACACUAAAACCCUUAACAAAUAGUUGCAGUCUGUUUUGGAAUGCGUGGCCAGUAAUAAACUGGUCCUGAACAUCUCUAAAACUAAGAUCAUUGUAUUUGGUACAAAUCAUUCCUUAAGUUCUAGACCUCAGCUGAAUCUGGUAAUGAAUUGUGUGGCUGUUGAACAAGUUGAGGAGACUAAAUUACUUGGCAUUACCUUAGAUUGUAAACUGUCAUGGUCAAAACAUAUAGAUUCAAUGUUUGUAAAGCUGAGGAGAGGUCUAGCCAUAAUAAAGAGAUGCUCUGCUUUUUGACACUACUCUCCACAAAGCAAGUUCUGCAGGCUCUAGUCUAAUCUUGAUUAUUGUCCAGUCGUGUGGUCCAGUGCUGCAAGGAAAGACCUAGUAAAGCUGCAGCUGGCCCAGAACAGAGCAGCUGUCAGGGUUGUGACUAGGGUGGGAAUUCUAUGUUCCUUUUUCUGUGUUUUUGUAUUUCUUUGUUUUUGGCCGAGUGUGGUUCCCAAUCGGAGGCAGCUGUCUAUCGUUGUCUCUAAUUGUGAAUCAUACUUAGGCAGCCUUUUUCCACCUGUGAUUUUUGGGUAGUUGUUUUCUGUAUAGUUGAUUUGUCUUACAGAACUGUUCGUUCUUCUCAUUGUUAUUUUGUUCGAAUGUUUUUUGAUUAAAUAAAAAUCAUGAACACUUACCACGCUGCGCU
Molecule: messenger RNA, 4189 nt
Organism: Oncorhynchus keta (chum salmon)
Lineage: Eukaryota; Metazoa; Chordata; Actinopteri; Salmoniformes; Salmonidae
Product: zinc finger protein 501-like
Exons: 5
Coding region: 227-1717 (496 amino acids)
Biological process (GO): regulation of transcription by RNA polymerase II
Molecular function (GO): DNA-binding transcription factor activity, RNA polymerase II-specific; RNA polymerase II cis-regulatory region sequence-specific DNA binding
Source: RefSeq, a predicted model, not a curated record